Molecule: messenger RNA, 2318 nt
Organism: Anarrhichthys ocellatus (wolf-eel)
Lineage: Eukaryota; Metazoa; Chordata; Actinopteri; Perciformes; Anarhichadidae
Gene: cldnd1b
Product: claudin domain containing 1b
Exons: 5
Coding region: 315-1067 (250 amino acids)
Cellular component (GO): membrane
Source: RefSeq, a predicted model, not a curated record
AAACUUGCUAACGUAGAAGAAGUGGGCGGAGGCCUGCUCGAGAUUUUUGACGAGCAGAAUCAUUUUUUUCCAGAGUUUUGUCCAGAAAUGAGGUUGUGAACGCCUAUUUGUUUGGGACAGUAACGUCAUGAUUAAAUAGUAUCAUAUGUUGAGAUACUUUGGCACUGUCAUAAUACCUGGCAAUAGUUAACAGACAUGCCGUGGUGCCUAAACACUAAGCGGAAAUAUAUUUUUUAAACCAGCCCACAGUGAAAGCCAAAUCUGCAUUUGCAAUAUACAGCAGUUUAUUGUGGUAAACUAUCCUCAUCGAGACCAUGGUAGACAACCGCUAUGCCACAGCUCUGGUCAUCGGCUCGGUGCUGAGCCUGCUGGCGACGGUCUACCUCUCUGUGGCUGUGGGAACUCCGCACUGGUACCAGUACAGCUGCCCACCAGUGAAGCGUGGGGACAGCAACGUCUCCGAGCUCAUCAAGGAGUUCAUCGAUGGAGAGUUUGACGAGAAGACUUCCCGCGAAACCAUGUUCCGCCUGAACGGCACCCUGGGACUGUGGUCGAGGUGCAUAUGGGUGCCGAGUGAGUCACACUGGUUCAAAGAGCCAAAUCCAAAGAUGGAAACACAGUGUGUGAGUUUCACUCUCCCUCAGCAGUUCAGUCUAAAGUACAAAUACCUUGGAAACUAUAGCAGCGAAGAAGAUCUGCUGAGAACAUACUUGUGGAGGUGCCAGUUUCUCUUGCCCCUGGUGUCUCUGGCUUUGGUGUUUCUCGGCGUCCUCGUUGGGGUCUGCGCCUGCCUGUGCCGCAGCUUCACCCCCACUUUGGGUGUGGGAGUGCUCCAUCUACUCGCAGGUCUGUGCACUCUGGGCACCGUCUGCUGUUUCCUGGCCGGGGUGGAUUUGCUCCGGCAGUAUUCGUCCCCACCAGAAGGGGUGGAGGGCUCUCUGGGCUGGUCCCUCUACCUCGCUCUCAUCUCCUUCCCUCUGCAGAUGAUGGCAGCUGCUUUGUUCCUAUGGGCGGCCAGGAGUCACCGCCAAAACUACACCCGCAUGACUGCUUACAGGGUAGCCUAAAGAGAGACUACUACAACAACUCACCUUAAAACCGCCUACUGGUCUCAGGAAAAAGGUUUCUGGUUAAGAAAGGACUGUACUGGUUGUAACUUCUCACUUCUUCUGCAACAAUCUCUAAAAAAGAAUGACAUGAUAUCCCAGAUCUAGGCAGAAAUACACUCAACCAGUUUGCAGCUAAUCAUCAUAAGUGCUCAUAUUUAGGAGUUUCAUAGCUUUGAGUUGUGUUAUUUCACCUUUGUUUUCUAGCAUUUGUAACCUGAAUCUUACCCAGAGCAUGCUCUUAACUUAUUUUAACACCCAGAUGUUGUGGAUUAUUUGUUAUUUCUGGUGUUGACUGUGUUGGUGUGCUGUACUUAAAUGCCUUCUUUUCAGUUGCCAUUGCUUCUAAAGCUGCUCACCACAUUGCCCUUAAAUGAGUUAUAGAUUAUAAAACUUGCAAACAGAUUUCAGACCUGCUUUUAUCAGGGUAGCUUUCUCUUAGUGCAUGACAAAUAUUACGCAAGCCUAUAUUUUUAUGUUUGUUGUGUGGUUUUAUUUUUGCAUAAUCUUAAAUAUCAAGCCUUUGCUGUGCAUGCCUUAUAAACUGACAUUUCUGUCAUCUGUGGUUGUUGUUGUUGGUUUCAGUCUGUGGUACGUGUUGACUAAAUGUCACUCAAAAAAUGUAACCACUCAUCUCCCAUUGUCACCGUCUUUAUAGGUCUAAUAUUUAUGAACACUUAACUUGUUUUGAAGCUGAUUUGAUGUAACUCGAGCAAACCUGUGACCUCUUUGUAACAUUUAGAUUCUAAUGUUUCAGCCCCAGAUUAUACUACUGCCACUUUACAUUUGUUAAGAUACUUCAGAUGUUUUUCUAAUCGUUGUUGCAGUCAGUUCUUGCUUCCUUUUUAGGGCUCAGUUUCAUCAGUCACUUAACAGACUGGUUUCGACAGCCAAAUAUCAGUUUUGCAUAAAUUAAAGCUGUCAAAGAGACCUGUAACUUGAAUAAUAAUUGACUUUGCAAAAUCUUCACUUGCAGGAAACUACAUCUAUUUUUACACUUUGCAUUUGAGUGGAAAGUAAAUUAAUUUGUUACUUUAUUGUGUGUCCAAAAUAGAGGAUUUCUUAGCACCAGAAAAAAAUUGUGAUGUUUUAGUGUCACAAUGUUUUUGUUAUUUGUCUGAUGUGUACACAACAUGGCUUUUGAAAAUGUUUUUUAUGUAUUCUGAAGCACACUGCACCUGUUUCUGUAUUGAUAAAUUUGACAUUUGCUGA